GACGUGCACGGUCCUAGUGACCACGCGGUGUGAUAUUAUAAUUAGUGUCGGUUAGACCAUCCACGUGAAGGCUUCACAAUUUUGGCGCCGAAUAGGUCAAUUUCAUUUGUAACUAUCCAUAUGGUUCAAAGCUUCGUUGGAAUGCUGCGUGGACUAACGUUUUGGUGCGUGAUAGUGUUGUUCAUCUGUAGGUGGCAAACAUCUAUGGCUCAGUUACCUGGAGUACAAAGUAUCAUACAAUUCUACCGGGACGGCGAUGAACGUUUGAAGUAUGAAAAGCCCGAUCAGCGACCCUUGCUGCCCGAGUACGAUUUCAUCAUUGUUGGUGGUGGAUCUGCCGACUGUGUUUUGGCAAACCGACUCACAGAAAUAUCCCAUUGGUCGGUGCUGCUGAUCGAAGCUGGACCGCGCGAGAACCUUUUGAUGGAUAUACCAAUGUUUGCCCAUUACCUACAGACAUACAGCACCGUAAAUUGGGACUAUCGUACGAAGCCAAGCAAUCAGUGCUGUUUGGCGUUUAAGAACAAUCAAUGCCGCCUUCCUCGGGGCAAAGUGAUGGGCGGCUCAAGCGUUCUUAACUACAUGAUCUACACCCGCGGUAAUCGCCGAGACUAUGAUGCGUGGGCAGAAAAAGGAAAUGCUGGCUGGUCCUUCAAUGAUGUGCUGCCGUACUUCCAAAAGCUUGAGAAAAAUAUCGUUCCUGACUCUCACCCUAUGUACGCUGGUCGCAAUGGCCCCGUCACGAUAUCAUAUCCCAGGUAUCGCACCAGCGUGGCUCGCGCGUUUGUGAAAGCAAACAUGGAAUUAGGCCUGCCCUACGUUGACUAUAACGGACCCAGCCAGAUCGGAACAUCCUUUAUUCAAAGUACCUCAAAGAAUGGCCAGCGUGUAUCCUCCAACAACGCCUAUCUUUAUCCGAUACGAAACCGAACCAAUUUGCAUAUUAUUCGAAACGCUCACGUCACAAAGAUUUUGCUCAAUCGUGAUACGAAGAGGGCCACAGGUGUUCAGUUCUAUGCGAACCAUCGCUAUCAAAAGGUUCGUGCUCGUCGUGAAGUGAUUGUUUCCGCUGGGGCUAUAGGUUCGCCACACCUGCUCAUGCUGUCCGGUAUCGGUCCGGCCAAGCAUCUACGCCUGAAAGGUAUACAGCCCUUGGCAAAUCUUGCCGUCGGGUUUAACUUUCAAGAUCAUGUGGCGGGAGGAGCAUUAACGUUUCUCAUCAAUCGCACGGAAACGCUCUCUUCGAAACGUAUUUUUACGCUGGAAAAAUUCAUGGAAUAUGAACACCAACACACAGGUAUGAUGGCGUCUACUGGAGCGUGUGAGGCGAUCAGUUUUCACGACACAACUCAACCACCCAAUCGCGCCAACGAAGCUGGUUGGCCCGAUCUGGAACUGCUAUUGAUCGGAGGGACGCAAGCGGCCGAUCGUAUUUACGAAUCCAACUUUAACUACAAACCGGAAAUCUUUAACGCCCUGUUCGGUGAUAUUGAGCGACGCGGACUGGAGGGAUACACAGUAUUCCCGAUGAUUUUACGACCCCGCAGCAAGGGUCGAAUACGCUUGGCCAGUGCUGAUCCCUUUGAGCAUCCGAUUAUUCAACCUAACUACCUCGGAGAUCCGUAUGACUUGGAGGUUUCGGUGCGUGGGAUCCGGAAGGCGAUCGAGCUAACGAAAACUAACACGCUCAAAAGUUUCGAUGCCCGGUUGCUCGACAUUCCGAUACCGGGGUGUGAGCAGCACAGAUUUGACACCGACGAUUACUGGAAGUGCUUUACGCGACACGUGACGUACACGAUCUACCACCACGUGGGUACGUGUAAGAUGGGCCCGGCAAGUGAUAGGCUGGCGGUGGUAGAUCCCCGUCUGCGCGUGCACGGUGUGAAGGGAUUACGGGUGAUCGAUGCUAGCGUUAUGCCGGAUAUUCCAGCGGCUCAUACCAACGGACCAACGAUCAUGAUUGCUGAAAAGGGUGCCGAUAUGAUAAAAGAAGACUGGAGUAUAAGAGUAACCUAGUGAAUGGUUAAGAAUUAUUGUUUGAU
Messenger RNA from Anopheles arabiensis, 2042 nucleotides. RefSeq names its product glucose dehydrogenase [FAD, quinone]-like. The record is from RefSeq and is a predicted model, not a curated record. Lineage: Eukaryota; Metazoa; Arthropoda; Insecta; Diptera; Culicidae. The transcript has a single exon. The coding region runs from base 121 to 2016 and encodes 631 amino acids. Gene Ontology annotation, molecular function: oxidoreductase activity, acting on CH-OH group of donors; flavin adenine dinucleotide binding.